Messenger RNA from Porites evermanni, 6205 nucleotides. The record is from the annotation of a GenBank genome assembly. NCBI's taxonomy places the organism in Eukaryota, Metazoa, Cnidaria, Anthozoa, Scleractinia, Poritidae.
AUGGCGGCGGCUAAGCUGGGAAGACUUGCAGUGAAAAACACAGCGUUUUUACUUUGUGAUAUUCAAGAAAAAUUUCGUCCUUCGAUUAUAUAUUUUCCGGAGAUCAUCAAAGUUGCUCAAAGAAUGGUAAGAAGCUUUUGAUUAUUUCGUUUGAUCAAGGGCCUGCACCAAGGAAAUAUUUCGCAAUUAUUCCGUCGUAUUACUGUCCACUCUACUGCGCUUUUUGCACAUUUUUAGUGACAUGUCUAAAAAGCUCUGCGAAGGAAAGCGAUACCGUGAGAGUUAAGACUCUCUUAAAGGUUUCUAGUUACCGACUUGAUAGCUCCUGCUAGGAACCAAAAAAUUAACGAUUCUUUGUAUUGUAGAUUAAUUAAACCAGCUGAUACCCUGCGUGCCAGAGGCUUUUCAUGGGCGAAAAAGAAAAAGAGACCCCCGCGAAAAGCCUCUGGACCAGAGCGUCAUCCCUUUGAUAGCGCUGAGCUAUCAACCCUACUUAUACCAAAACACCCAGAAUUUGGAUGUUUUGCUGAUGGGUUCCUUUGAGAUGUCGAAUGUUUCAAAUGCUCUGAUUGGAUUACAGUCACAAUAGGCGCGUGAUCAGGACGAAGGUGGUUUGAAAGUGACAAAGAUCAAAUGCAAACAAUCCAUCUCGAGUCAUGUAUGUUUUUGCCUUUUGAUUUUUGUAGCUAUUUGCAGGACAUGAAGUAUUGUAAACUUUAUAUUUCUUUAAAUAAAUACGUUGUUGUUGUUGUUGUUGUUGUUUUGGAAGAGAAUUGGAAAUAUCGGAUGGCUGUAUGAACAAUAGCCAAAGUUAUCAGAACAUUUGAUGGUGUGGAGGGAAUAAGUGCGGAACAAAAAGAGGGCAUUGUAAAUUAUGUUCAAAGGAAAGACAUUUUGGCAGUCUUGCCGACCGGCUAUGGAAAAUCACUGGUCAUCACUGCUGUUCCAGUUACUACCUGGUAUAUGCAGUCUGUAAAAGAGGGUCGUUAGGUAACACAUGAGUUUUACCCCAUGCCAAAAUGAUGCUUGUUCCAAUGAAUUUUUUCUCUAGCGGUAGAAUUUGUUCUGGUGGGUUCUACAUUUUGACUGAGCAAACGUGCAUUAUUUUUGCAGCUUGUUUCAUACUGAGAGGUCUUGACAAGCAUAUUGAUUUUCUGUGGUUUAUGUUUUUGGUCGGCAUAAUUUGCCCUCUGAUGCAAUAGCAUUUUCUUUGACCUCUUUUGAAAUGUAAACUUCCUCUUUGUGGCUAAAUAAACUUGUAGGUUGUUUAAUUUUCUCCAAAGUGCCUCCUUGAUCUGAAUAACUAAAAGCAAUAUUUUUUUGUCCGUGAAUGUGAAGUUUUUGAGCAAUGUUCUGACACACUGAGCCCAACUCGUCAGUAGUUUUUGCAGGAUGUCAAAUUCUCAUGGAUACUGAUUUACAGAUCCCAAUUUUGAAGAAUGAACAGCAGCUUAAACUAAAGCUACAUAAAUUAUGGAUAACUGCACUGUGACUCAUUUAAGAUUGCUAUUAAGCAAUGAUUUUUACAGUCAAACCAAGUCAAGCGUACCCCCCAAGAUUCUAUUAAUGAAUUGAUUAUUUGAAAAAUGAAUCCGUUUGUCGUUCCCGUAACUGGUGUCAAAUUCAAAGCGGCAUUUCUGCAUGCGUAAUGAGCAGUGAAUAUUUUAUGAGAACUUCUCUGUAUUUGGUCAGAUUGGAAAUCUUUGAAUGGAUUAAGCUUCUUAGAAGACAUUUACAUCAAUUUCAGGAAAGUGGAGCUGGUAGAAAUUUCACAACUGCCUCGCGUGGGAAUUCACGGCUCAUUACACAUUCAAGAAUGCAGAAAUCAAUCUGAAAUCUACAACUAGCAACGGAUUCAAAUUUUGAAUGAUAAAUUCAUUAAUGGGUUCUUGGGGGGUACACUUGACCUGGUUUGACUGUAAUAAAAUGAUCACCUAAGAGAAAAUACUUUGAUCUUUUAUCAAAUUCUCUUAACUAAUUCUUAAAGGAAAUGUAUAGAGAUCAGUUUGGAGAAUUUGUAUGUGGAUACUGGGGCUUAAAGGGUUAAAUAAUGUAAUCAUGGUAAUCUAAGAAUGUUCCAAAGAAUUUUCUUACUAGAGCGGUUUUCACUUGACUGUCGAAAGGGAUUGGUUUUGGUUUUGGUUUUGGUUUUACUACGCCCUUUGGUUGGCUAGUGUAUUUACUUUGGUUUUGGUUUUACGACAGUCAAGUGAAAACCGCUCUAUGGAGCUGGUAGAAAUUUCAUAACUGCCUCGCGUGUGAAUUCACGGCUCAUUACACAUGCAAGAAUGCAGCGAUCAAUCUGAAAUCUACAACUAGCAACGGAUUCAACUUUUGAAUAAUAAAUUCAUUCAUGCAUUCUUGGGGGGUACGCUUGACCUGGUUUGACUGUAAACUCCAGCUUGUUUUUCUAAAUAUAAUGUGACUCUUUGGGCUGAAGUGCAUUGUUCCUGCCUUGGUAAUUACUUUUCAAUUACCUUAUUCACAAUAUCCGCCAUCUUUGCAUGCAUUUUUGGAGGGAUGAGAUGAAAGUAAUGUCACAUGGGGGGGAGUGGUAUGGCUAAACACUGCCCGCCCUGAGCUUGUGUCAAUAAGUAGCUGUGCUUCUCUGAUUAGGCCUUAACUAGUUGGCAAUGGCCAGCUAGUAGCAAAAAAAACCUGUGCUUUUCACAGAAUCCUUGUUUUUGGUCUGCUUUUCCAUCAGUUUGCAUUGCACGUAAGAUUGGCGACAUGAAGGGCUAUUUUCUGGCUAAAUUGAUGCACAUAUUUCAAAAUUUGGACUUCUUUGGGAAUCUAUUGCCAACUUAACAGUAAUGGAAAUAAAUUGUUGUUUCAUUACCACCCUUGGUCUACUUAAAAAUUUCAGUUUAAUUCAUUCACAUUCUAUAAGUAUAAGUUUACAUAUGAUGAUUAUUUUUUCUUACAGGUUGCAGCAGCAAACAUCUUGAAAAUACCAGUCAUCGCAACUGAACAGGUACUAAAUCAGCCCUGAAACUGUGUCAGUUGUGUAGUACUAACACCUCACUUUACAGUAAAUAAGUUUUAAUUUCCCUUGCAAGAGCUUGGGAGAAAGAAAAUGUACUUUACUUGAAGGUAGUAAGAGAGUUAAAGGAGCUCUGUUGCAAAAUUUAUCAAAUUUUAAAAAGUCCCAGCCACCACCAAACUGAGUGAAACAUAAAAAUAACCACUCAAAAAAUUAAAAGAAUGUAUGAAAAGCACAGCAAAUAUGAAAGAAGGCACAGAUGGACAAACUUGUGGAAGAUUAAAAUGGAUUGGAACUGUUGUUUUUUGAAAACUUGUUAAAAACAAGAAGAUUUAUUUCACUCAGCUCCGUUUACAUGUGAUUACAUGUGAUAGAUAAAGAAAAAGGGACAAAUAAAUACAAUUUUUUUGUUACACAAGUGAAGAAUAAAAAUUGUAGUCACUAGAUAAGGAGCAAGUUGGGAUCAUCCAAAUAGCAAAGGCUAAUCUAGUGGAUGUUAAUAUUGUAAUUUUGAUAUUAUGCUUGGGAAACAUAUUUGUUGGACAAGAAGCUAUUAUUUUGUCAUUUAAAAGUACUUUCUUUUCUUUUUCACUAAGCUUCAUAGCGAAUAAAGAUGCGUAAUAGGUCAUUUGCACGAUGGCAUCAUUUUACUACUAUGACCAGAAUCCUUUUUGUUUUUCCGUUCAUAUUCAAAUUUGGUAAUCCCAGCAACAUUUAAAUAGCAAAAUCCCUAAUUUGCACAAGAAAGCAAAUCCUGAAAGAUUCUGGUCGUAGUAGUAAAAUGACGUCAUCAUGCAAAUGGCCUAUUGGCAGUACUAUAAAAAUCAACUAGACAGCUGCAUCACAGCCUCUUUAAUGAAGAGGGUAUUAAUUUAUAAGUAAUGUCUUGCUUAUAUGUUGUAAAUCGUCUAUUUUUCCAAGUAUCCCAAAGGGCUUGGCAAUACAGUAGAGGAGAUUGACACCAGUCCUUUCAAGGAGCGUGUUUUUUCCAAGACAAAGUUUUCCAUGGUCAUUCCUGAGGUGGAAGAACAGCUCAAGCAACUGAAUGUUGAGAACGUUGUGUUGAUGGGUAUUGAGGUAUGCUCAAUUUGUAGUCAACAAAACUAGUACCAUAAAGUUUUCCUGAUGAUUAAAUUACAGACUGAAGUGGUGCAGUCUGAUGACAAGAGCGGGUUUGGCAAGUGCGGGUGAAAAAGAUAUCAAAACUUGUGUCAUGUCCAUUAUUUGAUUUCUUUUACCACCAGCUAUUGUGGUCAACUGUUGUGUCAGUUUUCGCAUACCUUUUGUGGGAUUUCUUUCACGAUUAAGUAAAAAGGUGAGCAAGCAAGGAGGGUUGUCUAAUAAACACAAACUGAGUCCAGUCAUCUAAGUGCAAAAUUUUCCUUUUAAGUCCAUAUAUACAGUUUCAUGACUGUCAUACUCUAAAUGCUCUGCAUGCAAGCAAAAUUGCUUGGACAUAUGGCAUCUACUAGGCUGCAUUUCCCAAACCAAUAGAACUUGUAGUUACCAAAAAAUAUAGUAAAUUAAUAGGAGGCCAGGAAGAAUGAAAAUGACAAGGUUAGUUUUGUUUAGAUAGCAAAUGUGUUUCUUGGUAGAAAUUGAUCAAUUACACGUACAUGUACCCCUUUGUUGCCUUGUACUGAACUGUAAAAGCAUAGCGAAUUUAUUGCUUUUAGACACAAGUUUGUGUUCUACAAACCACAAUGGACCUUCUAGAGAGGAACUAUAAUGUUCAUGUGUUAGCUGAUGGGGUGUCAUCACGCACAAUGGUUGAAAGGAUGUUUGCACUUGAGGUAAAAAAAUAGUUAAAUCUCUUAAGACCAUUUUUAGCAUAAUAACUAGCAGUGACAGAGGAAAUAGAACUACUAGGUGUCUGUGUAAAAUGGAAAUAUAUAUGUCCCUGCCAAAAUAUUUUAUUGCAGCUUGUGAACUAGUCUCCCUCGCAGCCGAUUUUUGGAUGUCACGCAACGCUCCCCCAAAAGAGUGUAGACUACUUGUGAACAGGCAUUGGUGUUGUUGUUGCUUUUUUACUCACUUGUUACUCAAGAAAGGCCUGAAGGAUACAAAUGGCAAUACAAAAUGAGGCCAAAAAUAGUUGAGGAGUUACAGAUAAUACAAAUUAGAAGCAAAAUUAGAAAACCCGGCUUUUGUCACUGAAGACCAAAGAGUGUAUUUUUUUUUCAAAUGUUUGCGUUGUAGAAUUUUUUAAAAAAAAAAUAGUCUGAGAAAACAGCCGACAUUUUGUGACGCUACCACUGGUUUCAGUAAUAAUAAUAAUUAUAAUUAAUAAUUUAUUCAUUUAUAGUGCGCUUUUUAACAUGCUAGGUGAUCAAAAGCGUAUUACAACAAUAAAUAACUUAAAAACUAUUAAUACAAAUAUUAGAAAUAUACAAAUAUAUUUAAUAUCUAAGAGAUAUUAAUAGCUAAUUUAAAAAGAUAAGUUUUAAGAUUAGAUUUAAAAGUAGAAAUACAUUUGAUGCUACGGAGGCUAACAGGAAAAGCGUUCCAUAAAGUGGGCGCAGCCACACUGAAGGAUCUGUCACCAAAUGACUUUUUCAUUUUUCCUGACCGAUGCUUUAAUUAAACACCUUCAUUAGAGCACAGCAAAUAGCGCGUAUUAGUCUUAGUAUGAAUUAAAUCAAUGAUGUAGCUAGAUGCCAUGCCAUAGAGGGCUUUGAAAGUAAGUAAUAAAAUUUUAAAAUUAAUUCUAUAUCUUACUGGUAACCAGUGUAAAUUUCCCCGCGAAAUGACGUCUGAGAAACGAGCACAAAAAUUCCAUACUGAUGACGUGUCACUACCCAAAUCUGGAAAGUGCUUCUGAUUGGUUUGAAGUUAAGUUUCAGCCAAUCAGAAUCACUACCCUGAUCUGGGUUGUGUCAUCAGUAUGGAAUUUCUUCGCUCGUUUCUCAGAUGUCAUUUCGCGGGGAAACCACUGGUGGCGUCGCGAAAUGUCGGCUCUUUUCUUCAGGUUAAAAUGAAAACUGCUCAACAACUUUCAUUGACGAUCUCAUCUACACACUUGAAAGUUUGAUCCUGGAAGUGUAGGAAUUAAUAUUAUCGAAACCUUUGUUUCAGCGGAUACGUCAAAUUGGUGGGUUUGUUACAACAAGUGAGUGCAGCUUGUUCAUGCUGAUGGGUGAUUCAAAACAUCCCAACUUCAGAGAAGUUCAAGCGUUGGUGAAAACUGCAGCCCCAGACUCUGGUCUUCUGUCUAAAUGUUAA